AAUCCAUGUUCCAGCAACCUUUGUGCCCACGGUGCAACAUGUCUCAAUGGAUUCACAGACAAGAAAUACAUUUGCCUGUGUCCACCUAAAGCCAUAGGUGAAAACUGUGAGAAUUCAUUCUCUGCGAUCUUCUCAAAUCUCGGUGCCACCGGAAGAUAUGGCCCAACAACGCUGGGCAGUCACUACACAGGUCAGGAUCAUGACAGACAAGUUACAUUGUCCAGCGGUAUUCAACAGUGGACUGUGCCUCACACUGGUGACUACAGAAUAGAAGCAAUAGGAGCAGCAGGAGGGUACGAUUCACACCCUAAUAGCGCUCAGUAUCGAGGAAGAGGAGCGAGAAUGAUCGGAACGUUCAGUCUGAUUAAAGAUGAGAUCAUUCGUAUCCUUGUGGGACAGGAAGGGGGCUCUAAAGAUAAUGACUGGAGUUCUGGCGGUGGUGGAGGUACAUUCGUUGUCAGACAAAACAACACGCCUUUGAUAAUAGCUGGAGGUGGAGGAGGUCUGCAUUACUUGACAAAACGGCAUGCAGGGUGUGACGCAAGUACAAACACAACUGGGAAUCCUGGGUACAGAUCAGCAGGGUCAGGCGGAAUCGGUGGCCUUGGCGGGCAGAGUGGCAAUGCCAGCUACGCAGGCGGCAGCGGUGGAGGCUUUUUUUCCAACGGAACGGAUGAGAACGCAGAUGGUGGCAGAGGAUUUCUUCAGGGAGGAGUGGGGGGCAAAGGCAAUGCGUUAAAAGCCGACGGUGGAUUUGGGGGAGGAGGAGGAGCUUACGGAGGAGGGGGUGGUGGUGGGUAUUCUGGCGGAGGUGGCGGAGAGAUCAACAAAGAUUCAUGUGGAGGAGGGGGUGGCUCUUUCAACUCAGGAAAGGAUCAGAAAAAUGAGUGUUGUUACCAAUCUGAUGGACCUGCUGCCCUUAUGAAUUCUUCUGUGUCUUGUCGAUCCGAACGUUCCAUUUAUGGGAUGAUGCUCCACGGACACGCAUUCAAGAAAACCAGGGCAGAAAGCUUGACAGAGUGUGUGAUGGCGUGCAAUAAUGGUGCCAUGUGCCAAAGUGUAAAUUACAUCAUUAAUGAAGACGUUUGUGAAUUGAAUAAUCGCACGAAGGAGGCCAGACCAGAUGACCUCGUUCCCCACGAAAAUAGCAUAUAUGUGACACGAUUUAGUGAAAGAGACAUUAGUAGGGAUCCCCUUCAGCCGCACAUGUCUCAAAAGGCUGUCAACCGCUGGUUCCUAGCUGUGACUCUCCCACGCAACCCAUCUCUUGUCAAGUACCGCCGCCAAGGCCGCCAUUACACGGCGUCUGUUGUGAUUCUUGGAAGCGUCAACUUUGACGUUCCAGUGUAA
Molecule: messenger RNA, 1350 nt
Organism: Pocillopora verrucosa
Lineage: Eukaryota; Metazoa; Cnidaria; Anthozoa; Scleractinia; Pocilloporidae
Product: ALK tyrosine kinase receptor-like
Source: RefSeq, a predicted model, not a curated record